AACACAAACGAAUGGCGGUGUUAUUUUAAUAUUUACAAUAAUAAGAGGGGGCAAACUUCACACAUGACAUCCUUCAAAAAAGCAAAUAUUAACUUAAAAAAUGAAUUGUUUUCCCAAAAGGUGCUCCUGUUUGCUCCUGUCUGUUGUCAUGGUUCCUGCCCCGCCCCGCCCCCCGAAGGCGAAAGGGGACAACGAAUCAAACCCACGUUAAAAAAGAAAAGGGGCGCGAACGUGACGAAGAGGCGGACAACCUCCUGUCAACUUGCCCUCCGGCUCCUCCGCCUGUCACUCCCCGCCGCCCGGCAUGUUCGCGUCCCCUCGGCGGCCGUCAGCAUAAAGAUGCAGGGGGAGGACAUGGAGGUACCUUUGCUGAACAACCUCAACGACAACGGCGACAGGCUGAGGUCGAAAGGGAAAGAUGUGUUCAAGGACCAGCAGAAGGAGUCGGAGAGCUCCAUGGAGUCGCCCAACCUGGAGUUUGAAUACGGAGACACGGACACGCUAACGGCCGAACUCUCAGAGCUUUACAGCUACACAGAGGAGCCGGAGUUUGCCUUGAACCGAGACUACUUUGAGGAGGACUUCAGAAGCCAUGACCGAGGCCGCAGGUGGAUUGACCUGAGCGCGGAAGAGCAGCGCGCCUACGUGAUGAGACUCCUGGAUGACCUGGAGGUGACCGACAGGGACAAGAGGCUGAAGGUGGCGCGGGCCAUCCUCUACCUCGCUCAGGGAGUGUUUGACGAGUGCGACGCGGAGGCGGAUGUGCUGCGUUGGUCCAGACACAACGUCUUCCUGCUGUACGACAUGGGCAUCUUCACCGCGCUGCUGGAGCUCCUCAGCAUGGAGAUAGAUAACAACCAAGCGUGCAGCAGCGCAGUGAGGAAGCCCGCCAUCUCUCUGGCAGACAGCACAGAGCUCAGAGUGCUGCUGAGCAUCAUGUAUCUGAUGGUGGAGACCAUUCGGCUUCAAACGGAGGACGACAGACCAGAGUGGAGAGCAGCCAGGGAGGCCUUCAAGACUGAGCUAGGUGCGCCUCUGUACAACGGCGAGCCUUUUUCCCUGCUCCUCUUCACUAUGGUAACCAAGUUCUGCAGCAUGAACGCACCACAUUUCCCCAUGAAGAAAGUACUGCUGCUCCUAUGGAAGACCAUCCUGUUCACCCUGGGGGGUUUCGAGGAGCUCCAGGAGAUGAAAGUACGAGGCCGCGAGCGUCUCAACCUGCCCCCGCUCCCCGAGGACAGCAUCAAGGUGGUGAGGGCCAUGAGGGCCGCGUCGCCCCCGGCCUCCGCCAUGGAGCUCAUCGAGCAGCAGCAGCAGCAGAAGAGAGGGCGGCGCAGUCGAAGGAGUGCCUUUGUUGAUAGCUUGGAAGGAGACAGUCCCUUUCCCAAGAAGCAGCCGCUGGUCAAACAGGACAGCUUGGACACGUACAACGAGCGAGACCCCUUCAAGAACGACGACGCCCGCGAUGAGGAGGAGGACCCCGAGGACGUCGACAGCGGCAUCGAGGGCGAGGUGGAUCCUUUGGACCGCGACGUCAUCAUCCAGCCCCCGCCUCCACCGCCGCCUCUUCGGCCCCCGACAGAGAGGGUGAACUUCCCCAAGGGCCUCCCUUGGGCUCCGAAAGUCAGGGAAAAAGAUAUUGAACACUUCUUGGAGACAAGUCGCAACAAAUUUAUCGGCUUUACUCUGGGAAACGACACCGAGACCCUUGUAGGCCUCCCAAGACCCAUCCACGAGAGCGUGAAAACUCUCAAACAGCACAAAUACAUCUCCAUCGCUGAGGUGCAGAUGAAGCGAGAGGAGGAGCUACAACAGUGUCCACUCAGCCUGGGCGAGGAGGACGUGGACGAGACUCCUGCAGAAACGAUGUACUUGGGGAUGCUUCCGAACCUCUCCCAGUAUGUGAUCGCACUCCUUAAGCUGCUGUUGGCUGCAGCGCCGACCUCCAAAGCCAAAACGGACUCCAUAAACAUUCUUGCUGAUGUGCUGCCUGAGGAGAUGCCAAUCACCGUCCUCCAAAGCAUGAAAUUGGGGAUCGACGUCAACCGCCACAAAGAAAUCAUCGUCAAGGCCAUCUCGGCUCUGCUGCUGCUCCUCCUCAAGCACUUCAAGCUCAACCACAUUUAUCAGUUUGAAAUAGUCUCCCAGCACCUGGUGUUUGCCAACUGUAUCCCACUCAUCCUCAAGUUCUUCAACCAGAACAUCAUGUCUUAUAUCAGUGCCAAAAACAGCAUAUGUGUGUUGGACUUCCCCCACUGUGCGGUCCACGAGAUGCCUGAGCUCACCGCUGAAAGCCUGGAGGCGGGAGACAGCAACCAGUUCUGUUGGAGGAAUCUGUUCUCCUGCAUCAACCUGCUUAGAAUCCUCAACAAGCUGACCAAGUGGAAACACUCACGGACAAUGAUAUCGACGCACGGCCGUGGGACUUCCAAGCGGAGGAGUGCGCCUUGCGCGAGGGCAUCGAAAAGUUCAACAGCCGGCGGUACGACAAGAACAAGAACGGCGACUUUGCGCCCGUGGACAACUGCCUGCAGAGCGUGCUGGGCCAGCGCGUGGAGCUGCCCGAGGACUUCCACUACAGCUACGAGAUGUGGCUGGAGAGGGAGGUCUUCUCGCAGCCCAUCGAGUGGGAGGGACUCCUGCAGGAGCAGUGAUGCCAGGGUGCGGGGAAGAAAAGAUGGCUGCUGUCGAGGCCGCCAUGAACUGAGGUAGCGGUUCUUUAGAAACAUCUGGUAUUAACAACUUGAACUGCACCGGCACUCUUCUUAUGCAGUCUCUUUUUACCACGCUGGUUGGACUUAUAGUGGGGCGAAAAAGUAUUUAGUCAGCCAGCGAUUGUGCAAGUUGUCCCACUUAAAAUGAUGACAGAGGUCUGUAAUUUUCAUCAUAGGUACACUUCAACUGUGAGAGACAGAAUGUGAAAAAAAAAAUCCAGGAAUUCACAUUGUAGGAAUUUUAAACAUUUUAUUUGUAAAUUAUGGUGGAAAAUAAGUAUUUGGUCACUUCAAACAAGGAAGAUCUCUGGCUCUCACAGACCUGUAACUUCUUCUUUAAGAAGCUCUUCGGUCCUCCACUCGUUACCUGUAUUAAUGGAACUUGUUUGAACUCGUUAUCUGUAGAAAAGAAACCUGUCUACAGCCUCAAACAGUCAGACUCCAAACUCCACUAUGGCCAAGACCAAAGAGCUGUCAAAGGACACCAGGAAAAGAAUUGUAGACCUGCACCAGACUGGGAAGAGUGAAUCUACAAUAGGCAAGCAGCUUGGUGUGAAAAAAUCAACUGUGGAAGCAAUUAUCAGAAAAUGGAAGACAUACAAGACCACUUAUAAUCUUGCAAGAUCUCCCGUGGGGUCAAAAUGAUCAUGAGAACGGUGAGCAAAAAUCCCAAAACCACACGGGGGGACCUGGUGAAUGACCUGCAGAGAGCUGGCACCAAAGUAACAAAGGUUACAAUCAGUAACACACUACACCGACAGGGAAUCAAACCCUGCAGUGCCAGACGUGUCCCCCUGCUUAAGCCAGUGCAUGUCCAGGCCCGUCUGAAGUUUGCCAGAGAGCACAUGGAUGAUACAGCAGAGGAUUGGGAGAAUGUCAUGUGGUCAGAUGAAACCAAAAUAGAACUUGUUGGUAUAAACUCAACUCGUCGUGUUUGGAGGAAGAAGAAUACUGAGUUGCAUCCCAAGAACACCACACCUACUGUGAAGCAUGGGGGUGGAAACAUCAUGCUUUGGGGCUGUUUUUCUGCUAAGGGGACAGGACGAUUGAUCCGUGUUAAGGAAAGAAUGAAUAAGGCCAUGUAUCGUGAGAUUUUGAGCCAAAACCUCCUUCCAUCAGUGAGAGCUUUGAAUGGUUGACCAAAUACAUAUUUUCCACCGUAAUUUACAAAUAAAUUAUUUAAAAUUCCUACAAUGUGAAUUUUUUUUCCACAUUCUGUCUCUCACAGUUGAAGUGUACCUAUGAUGAAAAUUACAGACCUCUGUCAUCAUUUUAAGUGGGAGAACUUGCACAAUCGGUGGCUGACCAAAUACUUUUUUUGCCCCACUGUAUGCCUACGACAGUGCGUGUCUCCAGUCUAAAAACUGGACAUUAUCUCAUACUUUUUGUCUUUAUCAUUUUUCUCUAUAUUUAACCCACACAGCUUGUUGGUUGGUUGAUUGUGGGAGUUUAAAAAUAUAUGUUUUUUAGGGUGGAGAAAAGCCUUUUGACAGUCCAAAUAAGUUUGAAGGGAUUGAAUGUGUUGCCAAAACAAGACAUCAGCUGUAGAAGGUAAAUAGAAUUAAUUUUCUACAUCGAGGAGGGCCACAUUUUUUCCACUAAGGGCCACAUAUACAAACCCCGUUUCCAUGAGUUGGGAAAUUGUGUUAGAUGUAAAUAUAAACAGAAUACAAUGAUUUACAAAAUCUUUUCAACCCAUAUUCAGUUGAAUGCACUACAAAGACAAGAUAUUUGAUGUUCAAACUCAUAAACUUUAUUUUUUUUUUUUGCAAAUAAUUAACUUAGAAUUUCAUGGCUGCAACACGUGCCAAAGUAGUUGGGAAAGGGCAUGUUCACCACUGUGUUACAUCACCUUUUCUUUUAACAACACUCAAUAAACGUUUGGGAACUGAGGAAACUAUUUGUUGAAGCUUUGAAAGUGGAAUUCUUUCCCAUUCUUGUUUUAUGUAGCGCUUCAGUCGUUCAACAGUCCGCUGUCUCCUCUGUCGUAUUUUACGCUUCAUAAUGCGCCACACAUUUUUGAUGGGAGACAGGUCUGGACUGCAGGCGGGCCAGGAAAGUACCCACUCUCUUUUACUACGAAGGCACGCUGUUGUACCACGUGGCUUGGCAUUGUCUUGCUGGAAUAAGCAGGGGCGUCCAUGAUAACGUUGCUUGGAUGACAACAUAUGUUGCUCCAAAACCUGUAUGGACCUUUCAGCAUUAAUGGUGCCUUCACAGAUGUGUAAGUUACCCAUGCCUUGGGCACUAAUACACCCCCAUACCAUCACAGAUGCUGGCUUUUCAACUUUGCGCCUUUAACAAUCCAUCCAUCCAUCCAUCCAUCAUCUUCCGCUUAUCCGAGGUCGGGUCGCGGGGGCAACAGCCUAAGCAGGGAAACCCAGACUUCCCUCUCCCCAGCCACUUCGUCUAGCUCUUCCCGCGGGAUCCCGAGGCGUUCCCAGGCCAGCCGGGAGACAUAGUCUUCCCAACGUGUCCUGGGUCUUCCCCGUGGCCUCCUACCGGUUGGACGUGCCCUAAACACCUCCCUAGGGAGGCGUUCGGGUGGCAUCCUGACCAGAUGCCCGAACCACCUCAUCUGGCUCCUCUCGAUGUGGAGGAGCAGCGGCUUUACUUUGAGUUCCUCCCGGAUGGCAGAGCUUCUCACCCUAUCUCUAAGGGAGAGCCCCGCCACACGGCGGAGGAAACUCAUUUCGGCCGCUUGUACCCG
Nerophis ophidion (straightnose pipefish) is the source of this 5424-nucleotide messenger RNA. It is a transcript of the gene strip2, whose product is annotated as striatin interacting protein 2. The transcript is spliced from 21 exons. The record is from RefSeq and is a predicted model, not a curated record. Bases 64 to 2712 code for a protein of 882 amino acids. Gene Ontology annotation, biological process: cytoskeleton organization. Lineage: Eukaryota; Metazoa; Chordata; Actinopteri; Syngnathiformes; Syngnathidae. Gene Ontology annotation, cellular component: cytosol.